AUGGAGAAAUCAGUGAUUCUACUGCUCUGGUUACCAUAUGUUGUGAAGAUCUCAAAAAGUUUCCAUUAUAUACCAAUGAGUAAACAAACAACAACAAUUUUUAUUGAAUGGGAUGAAUUUCCUAAGGGAGAAAAUCCUGAAUUUUAUUUUUUAAAAUACCAACUUGUUAAUAACUUUGCUCAAAAAAAUGUCAAAAGCAUUCUCGCAGACCCACAAAAGAUUCUGAAAUCAAUAAUAACAAUAGAAGAAAAUGAAGACUAUUACAUCAUUAUACAAUCCAUAAAAUAUGGACAAAUUUUAAGUGAAAAGUCAUUUCAAACUCGUGGAAUCUCAACAAGAAAUAUUAAAACAAUAGCAACAAGUACAAGUGUUUCUUUUAACUGGAGUGAGCUAGCUUCCAGUGACAUUUCAGUGUCAAUAUCUCUUCAUAAUUCUUCACAAAUUAUGCAAAAUAAUGUCAUGGUUUAUGAGUGGGUUAAUUUGAAACCUACCACUUUAUAUUCUUUUACAUUUGAAUUUAAACAGUUGCAUUUGGAUUUUGUAAACGUAUUUCAGAGACUGGAUGUUCAAGUUGAAACAGGUUCAUGUUCACAAGGAUGGGUAGCAUUAAAAAAUAACUGUUAUAGAAUUAGCAAAGAGAGCGUGCCAUGGAAUGUAGCCCAGGAACGUUGUAAGUUAUCGUUAAGUUCUGCACACCUUGUGGAUAUAAAAAAUGAAGAGGAAAAAAUAUUUAUAUUUUCACUUCUCAGGUCAAAGAAUCAAAUAAUAACAUGGACUGGCCUUAAUGAUUUGAAGUUAUGGUUACUGGUUUCUGUUAUAGGAUUCAGGUCAUAUGGUCAUGACAGCCUAAGUGUGGCUCUCAAGGCAUCCUCGUGA
This is a messenger RNA of Diceros bicornis minor, 876 nucleotides long. RefSeq lists its product as uncharacterized. The transcript is spliced from 6 exons. Lineage: Eukaryota; Metazoa; Chordata; Mammalia; Perissodactyla; Rhinocerotidae. The record is from RefSeq and is a predicted model, not a curated record. Bases 1 to 876 code for a protein of 291 amino acids.